GUGAAAGACAGUUAUGGGCAACUUGUACGGUUUUGGUCGCAUCAAGGUGAGCUGUGAGGGCUACAACCACCCCAAUGAUGCCUACAUCCUGAAGGGCUCCUGUGGACUGGAGUACUCCCUGGAACUGACUGAAGACGUAUUAGAUGUAGCCUCAUCUGUACCUUUCCUGAUGAACUCACAUGAUGAUUGUUGUUACCGAUGGAGGAGGACACAGGGAAACAGAUGGGGCUCCCAAGGAGGAGUCAAGGGAUUUGGAGAUCUCGGGGGCUUUGCCUCCAGCUUCUUCAGCGGUUUCUCAGGAAACAAUCACCAGGAGCAGCAGCAGCAGCACAGUCAUCACAGCUCGCACCCGUCUCACAGUGGGGAUUUAGGAGGCCUGCUGGUGGUCGGCGUGCUUCUGCUCGUAGCCUAUUGCGUCUAUAAGCUGUUCCUCAGUGGAAACAUGGCCCAGUGGGGGCAGGACGGAGGACAGACUGGUUACCCUGGAGGCAAUCACCAUGGCUCCACCGCAGGACCUCCACCCCCAGGAUUCAAGCCCGACUUCACAGGACAUGCUGGGGCAAACCCAGGCUACGGUUUCCAUAGUGACUACACUCAUGGCCAACAGUUCCCAGGCUCCUCCCACUGUCCAAAAUCCUGCAGACAGUGAUUGGUCCAUAAGAAAGAGUUGUUUGGAGAUUUUACACCCUGAGGCCACACGUCCUGAUCUCCACGAACACAAAGUAGAUCAGACUCAUACAGAGAACACAUGGAAACAUUGUGUUGGUGCUAAGGCCUGUUUUAUUAUUUGUUGCAAGCUAUAGGGACCUGUGCUGUCCCCCUUCCUGUUCACCAUAUACACCUCGGCCACCUGCAAGUUCUCCACUGACUUUGUGAAGUGGGCCAGUGAGAACCACCUGAUUCUGAAUGUGACCAAGACCAAGGAAAUGGUGGUGGACUUCAGGAGGAACAGGACAGCUCCACAACCGCCGAGGGUGCUGGGGGAGGACACAGAGAUGGUGUGACGCUGAACAACACACUGGACUGGAAGGCUAACGCCAGCGCUGCGUACAGGGAGCAGGCUGCGAUCCUUUGUGAUGCGAUCCGUUGAUGUAUGCAGCGACAUGUUGGAGUUCUUUUACUGUCUGUUGUGGCCAGUGCUCUGUUCUUUGCUGUGGUGUGCUGGGGGAGCAGUAUUGGAGCCGGUGAAACAAACAAACUCAACAAACUGAUCCAUCAUUGGCUGCAAACAGGUCACCGUGGAUACUGAACAAAGUGGAUAACCCUGAACAUCCUCCAGGCUCAGGAGAGCACAUUCUCCGCUGUCACAGGACAGAUUCAGGACGUCAUUCCUGCCAUCAGCCGUCAGGACUUACAAGAACUCUCUGUAAUAACUGCACAAUGUCUCUUCAUGAGAUCAAUAUUAAUCAGACUACAUUAGUCUCUCCUUUAUGCCAUUCUUUUAUUAUUGCACUAUUUUCUUGUACAUCUGUACAUUUUAUGAUUAAUUUUUUUUUGGAUUUUAUUUUGUGGCUGUGUUAAAACAAUGUCCCCUUGGGGAUGAAUAAAGUAUUUCUAUUCUA
Molecule: messenger RNA, 1562 nt
Organism: Solea solea (common sole)
Lineage: Eukaryota; Metazoa; Chordata; Actinopteri; Pleuronectiformes; Soleidae
Product: store-operated calcium entry-associated regulatory factor-like
Exons: 4
Coding region: 14-649 (211 amino acids)
Biological process (GO): regulation of store-operated calcium entry
Cellular component (GO): endoplasmic reticulum membrane
Source: RefSeq, a predicted model, not a curated record